AUGGGGUCCAGCGGCAAGCUCCUCGUGCUCCUAUUCUUCUCGGGGGCGCUGGCUCUGGCGGCGGCGGCGGUGGCCGGCGCGGAGGACCAUGACCGGUGCGAGCCGGGGCAGGGCGUCGUGCCCAAGGACCCGCUGCCGGGGUGCCGGGCCUACCUGCUGCGGCGGUGCGCCGGCGGGGACCCGCCGGGGGUGCGGGCGCGGUGCUGCCACCAGCUGAGGGAGGUGGCGCCCUACUGCCGCUGCGAGGCGCUGCGCGCCAUGGUGGAGGUGCUGGUCGAGGAGGAGGAGGCGCCGCCGAGGUGCAAGAAGGGCGCCAUGGCCGCCAUCGCCGCCGGGCUGCCCGGGCGCGACGAGUGCGACCUUGAGACCGGCGCCGCCGCCGGCGAGGGGGACGACGGCGAAUCGCGCCGCUGCCCUAACAUCGUGAUUAAGUAA
Molecule: messenger RNA, 435 nt
Organism: Oryza brachyantha (malo sina)
Lineage: Eukaryota; Viridiplantae; Streptophyta; Magnoliopsida; Poales; Poaceae
Product: alpha-amylase inhibitor 5-like
Exons: 1
Coding region: 1-435 (144 amino acids)
Source: RefSeq, a predicted model, not a curated record